Messenger RNA from Echinops telfairi (small Madagascar hedgehog), 1660 nucleotides. RefSeq lists its product as uncharacterized. The transcript has 8 exons. Lineage: Eukaryota; Metazoa; Chordata; Mammalia; Afrosoricida; Tenrecidae. The record is from RefSeq and is a predicted model, not a curated record. Bases 719 to 1429 code for a protein of 236 amino acids.
GGGAUGGAGCGCGCCUUGGCCUCGCUCACUGGCCGCGGCUGCAGCUCCUCCGAGCGCCGGGGCGCCCACGCGAAGAACCCCAAUCUGGGUCUCUUCCAGGAUGACAGCAUUCGCUCUCCCUCCGGUUUGCAAGGGCCACCUUUCCGAACACAACGCCACGCUGUUGGUGCUGGUCUCCACAGCAGGAGCGCAGACCCCAGGAGACCACCAACCCUGAGAGCAGUUGCCAGAGGACCUCACCCCGCACCCCACCCAGGACCAAGUCGGGCGGCACAGGAGGAUGAGGACCCAGAGCCUGUUCCUCUUGGCGACAGACUUAAACCAAUGCCCUAGUGAGGGGGCAUUGGUCCUUAACCCCUGACCUCUGCUGUGUCUCAAUGCUUGGAUGUUUCCACGUGUCUUUGCUUGCUUUAACAUGCCAGCAAACUGGAGUUUCCCUGCCCAAGGUGGUAUCGGUCUCUGUCACCCGGUUCUGAUGAUGUCCUCAUUGGAAGGAUCCCUCUGGGAAUUUCUCAGGAGGGGGACCUGGGCCCAGAGCAUGGCCAGCCUUUUGCUGGCGACCCAGGCCCACUGUGGGUGUCUGGUAGGAGCAUGUAUCUUAACGCCGUGCUACUGAACCUCUGAGGUUGAGCCCACCUCUUUCCUGUCCAUAGUGAGGGGGGGGUGGGGGGUGGGACGGAGGAUAGGAGCGACCCCCCGGGGUGGUUGUGAGCUUGAAAUGACAGAGCAGCCUCAGGCAGCGUGGCCACACCACGCCGAGGCCAGCCACAAAUGUGUGUCCCAAAGGGUGGAAGGUCAAUCCGUUCUUGCUCGCUCACUUUUCUCGUUCAUUCUCCAGCAGCAUUGCCGACAGUCCCUGUGCACACCUGGCUCCAGCCCGGCUUCUCGAAAGGCCUGUCCGCCACCCCUGCUGUUCUUCACUCCUCACCUCCAAUUUCUUCUUCAACCCACUGCUCUUGACCUCUCUCCUCCGACUAACGGCUCCCGCCAGCCAGCAACCAGAGACCCUUGGGACGGCACCUUGCCAGUGACCCUGUGCUGGUUUGCCCCAGCGGGGCCACGUGUUCUUUUCCUGUCUGUCUUUGUCACCUCGCAACCUACAGCAGGCUGGCCUUGUUCUGGGCACACAGGCGGUGACCCGGCAGGCCGGCUGAAGAACCGAUGGAAGAGACCCAGGAGCUCCCUCAGCCACUACGCUGCCCUGUCGCACCCCACGCACGGACCCUUCCUGCUCCGGCCGAAGUCGCCGUCUUGGACUCCUCCAUGGGAUGGGACCUCAGGACCUUUGACCCCCAACGCCCUCCGGCUUGAAGAACCCUUCCACAGCCAUGGACAGGUGGACCCAAAGACUCACGGCUCUGGAACUGGGCCACCCCUGCGCAGAGAGUGUGCCCGCCCUGGCCUCUCUUCAGCUCUCCCUUCAGACUGAUGAACUGGUCUGACCCCUGGGUCAGACACGUGGGCAGUGUGAGCCCUGGCCCCUGACUUGGGGGACCUGAGACCUUGGGGGAACUGCUGACUGUGCAGGGUCUGCCCUUGUGGACCGUCAGGACACCUACCUCACAGGGUUGUUGUGAGGGACCGGAUGGCUCGGGAAACUCCCCGGCCUGCCUUGGCACGGGGCUUGCUCUCAAUAAAUGUGUUUCUUGCCUUAACAAAA